Molecule: messenger RNA, 2764 nt
Organism: Varroa destructor (honeybee mite)
Lineage: Eukaryota; Metazoa; Arthropoda; Arachnida; Mesostigmata; Varroidae
Gene: PIG-T
Product: phosphatidylinositol glycan anchor biosynthesis class T
Biological process (GO): attachment of GPI anchor to protein
Cellular component (GO): GPI-anchor transamidase complex
Source: RefSeq, a predicted model, not a curated record
UGGUAAGUCACCUGUUGUCAUUUUCUGUAUCCUUCUGUGAGGAGCCGUUCAAUGUGUUCUGACACUUCCAUGAAAUAGCGAGACACACAAAUGACAAAUACGGUUAUGUCUGCGACCGAGCGUAAGCCGGUGUUACCGCUAGUCGAUGUUCGAAUUUCUUGAAGUUUAAACUACUGUGACUCAAAUCGUGCGCCUUUGAAAUACCUAGUCACUGCUGAACUGACUACAUGUCAUUUGCAUCAACAUGCAAGGAAAUUUUUUCUAUUGCUAAUACUGAGUUAUGUUUUAGUGUGUCGUACAGGCGUCACUUCUAAUAGUUUGUGUAUAAAUACACAACAGCGACAAUGUUGACUUUUUGGAUACCUCCAUUCCUUUUAGUGGGAAUUGUAGCGUUAGAAGAUCGGCAUCAGUUGCCGAAUGCGGCGUCUGGUGAAUUGUUUUCUGAAGAGCUGCUUAUUAAAUCAUUACCAUCCGGUCAUGUCUACGCUCAGUUCUGCUUUUCAACAUCGCUACACAAUCCCGCAGAGCCGCUAAACUUUUACAGGCUAUUCCCGAUGACUGUUGGCGAACUGCUACAGGCUAAUGCAGUGGAUGAAUUCCAUCUUUCUCUCACCCAAGGCAAAUGGUCACAUGAAAAUUGGGGCUAUCCGGUCAAGGAUCGUCCAGCUGGAGCACUGCUAUGGGCGUGGUUCAAAGAGAAUCCAGAAGAAAAUUGGAAGAAAUUCGCUGCUGCACUUGGUGGCAUUACUUGUUCAUCGCUGAAUUUUAUUGACGACACCAUCACGGCUAUUCCGAAAUACGUAUUUCGUCCGGAGGGGCACCUGAACUCAGUGAAUGCCACCAACUUACGACUAGCCCUCCUACCUGGUGAAGCAGUUUGCACUGAGAAUCUUACGCCCUGGCUCAAACUUUUACCUUGUUCUAAUGCCGGCUUGUCGCAGCUUUUAAAGGCCACGUCGGUCUUUUCUUCACACUUUAUCUCAAUCGGGAUGGACGUCAAGAAAACAUGCUUGGACAAUUCAUGCUCACACACUCGACUUCUACUGCAACAGUAUGUCACUGUUGUGAUGGACCCUACAUUCGGCCCUCGACGACAAGAUUGGAACUUUAUGAUUUUAUUUGGUAAGACGAUAUCAGCGGUUUGCCCCCUUGCCAGCAAGAGCUCGGUUUUAGUAGAUUUGACGCCAAAUGGGGUGAGUGCUGCAAUGACUCUAAGUCCCGAGCCGCACAGACUAGAAAAGGCCGACAGCGAUCGUGAAUUUGCCAUUUACGACAUCAAGAGGCUUUUGCAAGACCAUGGUCAUGCCAACAUAUAUGCUAAAUUUGCAAAAAACCACAUGUAUUGGACGAUUAAGCCUCCACCAAUUACCGUUAAUCGCUACUUGCAAGGAUAUGGACUUGAUCAAGGUGGAAUUCGUGCAAUCAUCAAAAAUAACCACUACACUUUCUUUAACGUCACUUAUUUAGAAAUUAUUCCUUGGUACCUGAGAGUAUACGUCCAUACGUUGACGGUCACGUCAAAUACGAAGCGAAUUUACCCUAAUCGCAUAGUGUUCCAACCCGCAUUGGAUCGAGAAAAACCCUACCAUCUUGAGAUCGGGUUGACACUUGAACCAUACUCGCGUGUGGAAGUUUUCUUCGCGUUUGAGCGCGCUUUCCUUGUCUGGACUGAAUACCCUCCUGAUCCGCAUUUGGGUUUUUACAUAGGAGCUGCUUCACUUACCACUAGGGUGCCCUCCCAGGGCUUGGCAAACUUCACUGGAGAUUUGUCCGCUUCAGAGAAUCUCGAGUUAGCCUUAUUGCAUCGUGGCGACAAAACACGAUAUCUCGUUCUUUUCACUGAGAUUCUUUUAGUAACACUACCAACGCCAGACUUCAGCAUGCCUUAUAACGUUAUCUGCUUCGUGUGUACAGCACUUGCUUUAGCCUUCGGCCCUAUCCAUAACAUUACGACGAAGAAUCUUGUCUUGCAAGACAAAACGCAAAAAAAGGGCUUUAUAUACAAGAUUUUGCAAAAACUUAAGGGAGUAUCAACAAGAAAGGCUAAGAAGGAGUAGUUAGAUUAUAUACAUGUUCAUCUACAUUUAUUCAAUAACAAUUUAUUCAGAUCUUGAGAUUUCGUAGGUGUGCGGAUCUGGAUGGUUGAUUGCUUCUCGACAGUGCGAGGGUUAAUGAUUGUAUAGCUGAGUGACUGGCGGCACAAGUUUUUCCCCAUCAGUCAGUGUACCAUAUAAAAGAGCUAACACUGAGCGUAAAUAUGUAAAAACGCUUAAUUUGUACAUGUAGCAUUGUAGAAACUGAUCCACUGAAGCUACGUCGUAUAUGAAUAUAUAAUGUAAUUUAAUACAAAGUGACGAACACGGAUACACAUAAAUAUAUAUAUAUAUAUAUAAAUAUAUAUAUACACGGUAUGUACCGCCGUAGUAGAAGCUAAACCAGAAAUCAGAAUUAUUUAGUAUUUAGUGUAAGUACUGAGUAGUAACGCUAAACAUUUGGAUAAUGGAUAUCAGUUAUUGGUGAUAUUGGCAGAUGGCUUGUUUUGUGAUGAUAUCUCGUUAGGUAUUUCACGGAUGAUGUAAUUCAUUACUUUGCUAGAAAGAAAUGGUAAAUAAAUUUGCAAAACAGCGGCUCAUAAAAUGUAAAACCGCUUAGCUUUUUACUUCGCGCAUUGGAUAGUUAAGCAACAUAUAACAAUUAAGCAAGCGGCAGCAUGUAUAAAAUGUUAAUAUUUAGAAUUCAAAUAAAGUCAUUUACUUCAUUGAGU